UUACGAGACAAGACGAGAUAUAGUCAUAUGAGAGAAGCUAGAGAUUCUAUCCAAAACAACUGAAGAUAAAAUGCAGGCAGCGAACAGGGCACCACCAGGCGUUGUUCCCGUACCCACGGAACCAACAAAACGACAUGGAACACCUCUUGGAAUCGUUUAUACGAUUGUUAUUUCAAUUGCAGUAUUUUUACUUGUUUUGGAUGGACUCUACUAUUUAAUAACUGCAAAAGGUGCUCGAAUUGACUAUGGCUGGUUUUUCAUGUCAACAUCUCCUUAUAUGUGGGCGUUGAUUGGAGUUGGCCUGGCCAUUUCAUUAUCAGUUGUUGGAGCUGCCUGGGGUAUUUACACAACUGGUGUCAGUAUAGCUGGUGGUGGUGUGAAGGCACCAAGAAUUAAGACCAAAAAUUUAAUUAGCAUCAUUUUUUGUGAAGCAGUAGCCAUUUAUGGUAUUAUCAUGGCUAUAGUCAUCAGUACCAACCUAAGUGCUGUUGAUAUGAGCAUCCUCACAAAAACAGAUAAAAUUUAUGCCAACUACCAAGCAGGUUUCAAAAUGUUUGGAGCUGGCUUGACUGUAGGUCUGUGUAACCUGGCCUGUGGUAUCUGUGUUGGUGUUGUUGGGUCAGGAGCUGCUCUUGCUGAUGCUGCUAAUGGUGCUCUCUUUGUCAAAAUUCUUAUUAUUGAAAUCUUUGGUUCAGCCAUUGGUCUCUUUGGACUCAUCAUAGCUAUUUUACAGGUGACUAGUGCAAACAUGGAGGCUGAAACAUAAUGUGAUAAAAUGUCUGCAAACUUGAUCUGUGAUGCUCCUGAAGUCACUUGAAAAUGUCCUACUUCCAUGCUCUCUUAUUAACUAAUAAAUCAUGCAGUAGUUAACUAGCAGAAAUGCCCCCCAAAUUUUUUCAACCAAUUUUAAUAGUAAAUUAAGCAUCGAUAAAUGUUUCUAGUUUUACUUCCUAAAUUAUCUAACUGCUCAAAUAUUUUUGAUAAAUUCCAAGUUUUAGAAAAUGAUUAUUUUGUACUCUAAUGUAAGCCCAUAUGGCUCAAUAUCUUGGGCAUAUAUUAUUGACUGUGAAUCUAUGUUAAUCUGGAAUUUUAUUUUUCAUGAAAGUUACUAUUUGUGUAAUUGUAAAACAAAUAUGCUGCUGCUAAAGUAAACAUUGAACAAAACAAACAUUCACAAAGAUUGUAAUCAACUUGUAUAUGUACUUUAAUGUUGUCUGGUUCUCUUGUAGUUCAAAAGAUCAACUUUUGUAAAUAGUUCAACACAACAACCAAAAAUAAUCUAGAUCAUUUUUUUUUGUGAGUGAAUGUAAUAAGUUGGUUGAGAAAUAAACAAUUAAAACAAAACAAAACAUAGGUACUGAAUAGAAAUAAACUUUUAGCUUUCAUUUUUUUUGUUAAUUCUUGUAUUUUUACAUUCCUACAGAAUCUUUUUUUUUUUUUUUUGAGUAGCUCUAUAGAUGUACAUUUGUAUAAAUGUGUCAUUUCGGCUGUGUUUAGCAUUGUACAUAGGAGUGGAUGACAUGUUGUAUUGUUAGUAGUUUCUGUAAUUUCUAUAGUAGAAUGUAUUAACUUAUUAGUUAGGAUGGUGAUAUGUGUUCUGUGGAAUUAAACAUGAAUAUAAGCCUGAA
This is a messenger RNA of Biomphalaria glabrata, 1628 nucleotides long. Its product is annotated as V-type proton ATPase 21 kDa proteolipid subunit c''-like. Lineage: Eukaryota; Metazoa; Mollusca; Gastropoda; Planorbidae. Gene Ontology annotation, molecular function: proton-transporting ATPase activity, rotational mechanism. The record is from RefSeq and is a predicted model, not a curated record. Gene Ontology annotation, cellular component: proton-transporting V-type ATPase, V0 domain. The transcript has 7 exons. Gene Ontology annotation, biological process: proton transmembrane transport. The coding region runs from base 71 to 766 and encodes 231 amino acids.